AUGUCGGAAGUUAGCAAUAAUCAUAUCGCCGCAGUCGCGCCCCCUGCAUCUCCACCGGUCGUUCACCGGAGUGUCGACCGAAACAUAGUUUUGUUCACCGUCGAACGCGCGAACGACGGUGUGCCCCAUAUCACGUAUUUUGGCGUCCGCGAGAGCACCAUAAGACGGAUGUCAGUGCACUUCGAGAACAUUUUCAGUCUCGACCAGGGCCCUUUCAUGCAAGCGUCUGCGACGUAUGACGGGCUACGCGCGAUCGAAAUGGUGCAAGACGACCCUGCAGAUGUGGAAGCCUACCUUGCUGCACAUCAUACAGGGUACUUGGACAGCGUGAUAGAGUCGCGGAGCCACCCCGUUCACGGCCUACUGGAUGUCCCAGCGAUUCAUUAUGGCGUAUUGCGCUUGGCAGACAAAUAUGUUGCGACGGAUACCUUCAUGCACGUCGUGACGAAGCCUUUCUGUGAGAUAUGGCCGUCGCAUCUGUCGAAGUGGAUUGAGAGAACACAUCGCUUGAGAACGAGAGCGUACAGCGAGUUUCAGCCUGCAGAUGCCUUCCUCGAUGAGGGCGCACUUUCAUGGGAUCAGACGGCUCUGUAUCCCAAUCCCGUGCCCAUGUACGUCUUCGCUCUCAAGCACGAGAUACUCCACGCUUUGCUCCCCGUGCUUGCCUGCGACAUAGGGAGCACUUUUCAGCGUGACCCGGAUUCUCUCGAGGAUUUCGUUGGUGGCGAUGGUAGUUACCGGUACUUAAAGUGGUCACCGCUGGGGGAGUACGACCAGAAGGAACUGCAGGAAGGAUGUCGAGUCAUGCACCUGGAUUGUGCGCGGAAGCUCGACUUCGAAGUGUUCGUGGACCAGCGCAUUCAAGCUGCCCCACACAGAUGUAGAUACAGCACCAAUGGCACUAUUGAUGGCUAUGAGCUUCCGUGCAUAAGCGGCCUUGACAGGUUCUGGACGCGCCGCGUCUACUCGGUACUGAACUCUCCUACUUGGUCCAUCGACCUCCUGCAGCUUCCGACGGAACUCACGGCUGACACUUUCCCUGAGGGCGCUUGCGCGUCCUGCGCGUUUGCGAUGAUCAACCACAUCCGAGACGCUCAAUAUGUCAUCUGGGUGAAGCUCCCCAUUUACUUCCGUUUGUUCGGGCUGGUACCCGCAGAGUGGGGCUUUGGACCUGAUAGGGUCAAGCGUAUCGCUAUGCUGCCUAAGAUAUGGAGAACGGAAGUCACCGAGAUCUUGGAGAGAGGUCCGGGGGAGGGACAAACGAUAUACGAUCAAUUGAGAAACGGGGCCCCGCGUUAG
Molecule: messenger RNA, 1299 nt
Organism: Peniophora sp. CBMAI 1063
Lineage: Eukaryota; Fungi; Basidiomycota; Agaricomycetes; Russulales; Peniophoraceae
Source: the annotation of a GenBank genome assembly